AUGAAGCGAAAAACUUCAUUUGGCACAUUUGUCAUAGUGGCCGAGUUGAAGGCCGGCCAAUAUCGGGAAUACUUCUUCUGUUUCAUUACAGCACUGUACACUGAUGCCGAUAUGAACGAGUACCGCCUGGUGAACAAGCUAUUGGGAACUUACGACAAGCGAAUUCGGCCCUCGCUCAAUGCCUCCCAAGCCCUGAACGUCACGUUUGGUCUCGCCCUCUCGCAGAUCAUAGACGUGGAUGAAAAGAACCAGAUCUUAACUACCAACUGCUGGCUUAACCAAAUGUGGAUAGACUACAGUCUACGAUGGAACCCGGAUGAUUAUGGAGGCAUCAAGGUGGCUCGUAUCCCGUACGACAGUGUAUGGCGCCCCGACAUCUUCCUCUACAAUAACGCUGACGUGUCGACGUAUUUCUCAUCAAUCAGCUCCAAUAUCAUCGUCACAAACGACGGAAACAUUACAUGGCUGUCAAUGGUUAUCUUUAAGAGCUCCUGUUCCAUCAAUGUUAGAUACUUUCCUUUUGACGAGCAAAACUGUUCAAUGCAAUUCGCGUCGUGGACGUACGACGGAUUUCAAGUCAAUCUGGUUCUCAUAACUCAUGAAGGUGACAUUUCAAACUAUAUACAAAAUAGUGAGUGGGAUUUACAAAGACUUUAUGUUUCUCGUAAAGUUGUGUAUUAUUCGUGUUGUACCGAACCCUACCCGGAUAUAACCUUCUACAUCCACAUCCGGCGCCGCCCCUUGUUUUAUAUAUUCAAUAUGGUGAUGCCAUGUAUUCUCAUCACGCUUGUGGCGUUGUUGGGUUUUUACGUACCGUCCGACUCUGGAGAGAAGGUAACCAUGGGAAUAACGACACUCUUGUCGAUGACGGUAUUCAUGAUGUUGGUUGCAGAGAACAUGCCUCCUACGUCCAAUGUCUUACCAUUAUUAGGGAUUUACUAUGGUAUCACAAUUUUCAUUGUAUCUACGGCAACUGGUAUGACAGUGCUUACAUUGAAUAUACACCAUAAGGGCCAUCGAGGACGAGAGGUCCCGAAAACCAUGAAGAAGAUAUUUUUCGGCGUAUUUGCUAAACUGUUUUGUAUGCGUCUUGAGUACAACGAUGUCGACAGAAAGGGGAAAAUAUUUACUCCCACGGAUUACCCUGGUAACAGUACAUCUUAUAUACCAUACAAGAUGAACAGCGAGUCAGAUCACACCCGGCCGACAUACCGACUGACGUCCGAGCCUCCGGACAUGACAAUACACUCCUCUAACAGGAUGUUUCCAGAUCAGCCAGAAUUGUUCCGACAUAAGUGUCGCCUGACAAGUGAAUCUGACCAGACCAGCAGACAGACAUACAGACCUCCUCCCGAUCAGGAUAUUCACCGUCCACCUCUGGGUUAUCAAGGGCUAUCCGAUCAGGCGCCAAAAAAGAACGUGGACAUACAUGCCCACAACGAUGGUAAACAAAGCAACGGGACCAUACCAAACGUACCUCCUAUACCUCCUUUACCGUCGAGACUGUCAAAUCCUUCCGCGCAAUGUAGUUCCGGCAGGCCCACAGCAACAGCCACCAUCGAAUCAUUUGAGACACAUUUUCAUAAAGUGUUACAAAAAGUGUAUCAAACAAUUGAGACAAAUGAAUUGAGGCUUGUCACUCAGGAUCGGAAAGACAUCAUCAAAAUGGAGUGGCAACAAGUGGCGCAGGUUGUGGAUCGCAUUCUUUUGUCAGCGUUUGUCCUGGCCACACUUGUGAUCACAUGCGCUGUUAUGUUUCAAAAACCACCUCCUCCAGAAUGA
Molecule: messenger RNA, 1782 nt
Organism: Ylistrum balloti
Lineage: Eukaryota; Metazoa; Mollusca; Bivalvia; Pectinida; Pectinidae
Product: neuronal acetylcholine receptor subunit alpha-10-like
Exons: 9
Coding region: 1-1782 (593 amino acids)
Biological process (GO): signal transduction; regulation of membrane potential; nervous system process
Cellular component (GO): synapse; postsynaptic membrane; neuron projection
Molecular function (GO): transmembrane signaling receptor activity; acetylcholine-gated monoatomic cation-selective channel activity
Source: RefSeq, a predicted model, not a curated record